Messenger RNA from Trametes versicolor FP-101664 SS1, 999 nucleotides. Its product is annotated as NAD-P-binding protein. Lineage: Eukaryota; Fungi; Basidiomycota; Agaricomycetes; Polyporales; Polyporaceae. The coding region runs from base 1 to 999 and encodes 332 amino acids. The record is from RefSeq and is a predicted model, not a curated record. The transcript has 9 exons.
AUGGGUGGUUUAUUCUCGAGCAGAGCGCCCAAAUUUGACCCCGCCAAAGACCUCGCGGAUCUUACUGGCAAGGUCGCGAUCGUCACCGGUGGCAACAGCGGCAUUGGCUACGCAACCGUGCAGCACCUCGCGCGCCAGGGCGCAAAGGUAUACAUCGGCGCGCGCAGUGAGGAGCGUGCUAAGGCCGCCAUCGAGCGAUUGCGCGCCGAGGGGCUACAGCCUAGGAACGGAGAGCUUGAAUGGCUUGAGCUCGAUCUGAGCGAUCCACGCAAGGCGAAGGCAAGCGCGGAAGCGUUCCUUGCGAAGGAGAAGCAGCUGGACAUCCUUGUUAACAAUGCAGGCGUCAUGCGCAUCCCGUACAAGAUCGACAGCACGUAUGGCAUCCAGCAGAAUAUGGUUGUCAACCACUUCAGCCCAUUCGUUUUCACAAAGGCUCUGCUGCCACUCCUGACCGAGACGGCCAAGGAGCCAGGUAGUGACGUCCGCAUAGUGAUAGUCUCGUCGCAAACGAUCGGGAUGAUGAAGGGACGAGAUGUGCACUUCCGCGACAUCAACGAGAUCAACGAGAAGUUUGGAAACGGCAUAUUUUCCGACAUGUAUCGAUAUGCAUACAGUAAACUCGCCAACGCACUCUACGCGAAGCAGCUCCAGAGGCGGGUUGAUCUCGAAGGAAUACCCAUCACCGUCAUGGCCCUUCAUCCCGGCUCCGUCAAUACAGAGGGUCUCAGGCAAGACCCUAGCGCGUCAAUUCCUAUCCUCGGUCGACUCGUCAAGUUCGUAAUGGAGCACUUCUUGACCGGAGCCUCCGAAGGCGCAUAUGCGUCUUCCUUCGCUGCCGCGUCCCCGAUCGUCAAGGCAGAGAGGGACAAGUACAAGGGAGCGUAUCUCGACCCGCCUGGUAAGAUCGUCCCCCCUCCUGCUCCCGAGGCAGAGAGCACGGAGCUUGCGGAAGAGUUGUGGGCCACAACCGAGACUAUUUUGCAGUCGUUUGAUCUGUAA